This is a messenger RNA of Drosophila obscura, 703 nucleotides long. Its product is annotated as E3 ubiquitin-protein ligase RFWD3-like. The coding region runs from base 101 to 682 and encodes 193 amino acids. The transcript has a single exon. NCBI's taxonomy places the organism in Eukaryota, Metazoa, Arthropoda, Insecta, Diptera, Drosophilidae. The record is from RefSeq and is a predicted model, not a curated record. Gene Ontology annotation, molecular function: ubiquitin protein ligase activity. Gene Ontology annotation, biological process: protein ubiquitination; interstrand cross-link repair. Gene Ontology annotation, cellular component: nucleus.
CGAUAUAGGGAUACAAAUAUAUAUUCAACCAUAUCGAACCAUCCCUAAGUUGACAAGUAAAUGUUAUUAAAUCUAUAAUCUAUAAUCUCGGUAAUCUAUAAUGAUCCGGAAUGUGCCAAAUGCAAAUAAUGGGAAACAGGACCCGCCGAUGCCAGCGCUGGUGUACACUCAACCGCAGCUUCCUCAUGGGAACCGAUCCGCCGCACAACCAUUGCGGCAGGGAAGCAUCCACAGAAUGAAUCGCCCAGCGUUGAUAGAUGAAUUGAAGAAGGAGCGGCAGCUAAAUGAUACGCUUAAUUAUAAGCUGAGUCUACUGCGAAAUUCGAAUAACAGUCUUUGCGUUGAGCGCAGCGAGCUUGUACAUCGGAUUCAAGCUGAGGUAUCCAAGGUCGAGAAGCUCCGCAAGACCCUGGAUGAGCAAGGCAAGGCUCUUGAGACUGCGCUACAGACUGUGCAGACGCUAAAGCGGCAAAAUGCGAAUCAAAACACUGCCAUUGACAAGGAUUGCUGCAUCUGUUUCUUGGCCUGGGAACCCUCUGGACCGCAUCGUUUGGUUUCGUUGCUCUGCGGUCACCUCUUUGGCGAUGCCUGCAUCCGUGAAUAUCUAAGCCAGAAGCACGAUUGCCCAACAUGCCGCCAAGGUGCAUAUGUUGAACAAAUACGUUAUUUGUAUCCCCAGUAAUAAGACAAAAACAAUGUACUA